AUGCAGGUAUACCUCAAAGAUGCUUCCGGCUGCAAUAAAUGAGCACUGUCAAGGAACCUAUGAUUUCAUUUAUUCGCCAAUUGGCUUCAAGGCAAGAAAAUUAAUUAUUUGAUGAGCUCGACUCCCUCUUGAAGUGCCUUAGGCUGGCGUGAUUGGAGAAUAAAUGCAACGUGGGCUAUGCAUUCAUCAACAUGAUUGAUCCACAACAGAUUAUUCCAUUCCAUAAGGCAUUCAAUGGCAAAAAAUGGGAAAAGUUCAACAGUGAAAAAGUGGCGUUGCUUGCAUAUGCUAGGAUUCAAGGAAAAGCUGCUCUUAUCACCCAUUUCCAGAACUCAAGCUUGAUGAAUGAAGAUAAACAAUGCCGUCCUAUUUUUUUUCAUACUGAUGGUUCGAAUGCUGGUGAUCAGGAGCCCUUUCCCAUGGGUACUAACAUUCAAUCAAAACCCAAAAAGCCUCAAACAACCAGCCCUGAGAACAAUCGCCAAGUUUGCUCCUCGACUUCAGCAAAAGGGGAGGAACCUUCCAAUGGGGUAGAACCUUGGUCAGGUUAUCCCAAGUAUUCUAACUGAGCUGUCUGCUUUACCAAGCAGUAAUUGUGGAAGAGUAGUUUUGAUAAUCCAAAUGCAUUUUGUAACUAUAGUUUCUUGACCAUUUCAUUUGUUUUUAGGAAAAUUUUUGUAUGAAUGGCUGAUAUAAGUAUAGAGAACAGCUUAAAAAUGUUCCUGAGUCUAUGCAUGACUCCAAGGAUCCCUGUUGUUCUCAAUUUUGUAUACUGAUGUCUCCAAAUGUAAUUUUCUUCCUUUUUGCUCAAGGAGGGAGAGAGAAACGUCAUAUUGUAAGUAUUC
Messenger RNA from Rubroshorea leprosula, 845 nucleotides. NCBI's taxonomy places the organism in Eukaryota, Viridiplantae, Streptophyta, Magnoliopsida, Malvales, Dipterocarpaceae. The record is from the annotation of a GenBank genome assembly.